UGAUUUAUAGAUUCAAGGAUGAUUAGCACUAUUGUCUAACUAAGAGGUAAAAUUAACGUGUUGAGAUUGUAGAAAGCGAAUAAUAUAACAUUCUUUUUUACAUAUAGAGUCAUUAAAUAUUUUUUGAAUAUGAGAAGAUAUAUUAGUAUCCGUAAUAACAUACAUGGCUAAUCAAGCUGGUUGGUUACUCACAAAUGUCCCGUAUAGGCCUACCAUAUAAUAGAUGAGACCCCACUACUUUAAAUUAGAUUUAAGUAAUUUUUUUUAGAUCUAUUUAGACUGUACAGCUUUCCCACCUUGGAGAAUACCCAUGUUGUCACGCACUUGUAUAUCUAUUUCUUGAAAAUAAACUCAUCAAAUUGUCACAAGGUUCACGUCUUUUGGGGCAUCGAAAUAACAUAUUUCGAAGCUAUGGCUUUAGCAUUUGAAAUAUUAUGGACCUAAAUUCGGUGUUAUACGCACUAUAAUGCAUUAGCAUGCUUUCCAGUUUCGUGGAAGUAAAGCCAAAUUCCUCUGGCUUUAACCAUGCCGUCUCACCCAACCGAAUUUAUUGUCUAGAGUUAUCUCCCUUGGAUGCCGUUAACUCAUUUGUGAUUGUCUAAGGAGAUGGCGUGUUGGUACUUAUAUCAAUUACAGAAAAUAAACACAAGCCAUAGGUUUGGGGAAUGUUUGGGUUUUCUGUUCUGACGGCGAAUGGUAGAAUCAUCAAUACACCCAAUUAUAAAUGUAAAAUGCACACAAGUCAUGCAGUGUUUUCAAGACAUGAACCUUUGUGAGUCCAUGAAUAUUUCCCGUUUUUGUUUCAAAGGACAGUUCGUUGUAUGACAAACAGGAAUGAAUCAGAAAACAUUUUCUUUUUCUCCUCUUUAUUGGCUGCUAAGUAUUUAGGAGGAAUGGUGAUUUUCAUUUUUCUAGAGUAAUUUUCAAGCAGAUUGUCAUUUACUCAACUGAUUUCUGCACGAUUGACUGUACUUUUUUAAUUUGUGCAAGAUAUGAAAGCCUACAUAUGCUAUACACAAGAAGGACAGAAAUCAUUUUGAUUAUAUUACGUGGUGUUCAAUUGUAUGUUCAUAUAUGGCUACAGUUUUGGUUGCAUUUGUUUCAUCAAACUAUAAGUUGACUCUACCGAGAGAAAAAGUAUGACCUCACAGACAAAGUUGUCAAACUAGUAGGUGGGAUGACAUUGGCAUCUUUAUAUGGUCAAGUGGGUCUGUACAUUUCCUUGUAUGGGUAUUUCAGUGUAAUUGUGCUUCUCCACACCCGGAUUUAGUCUUAAUAGUUCAGCCUGUAUUCCUAUGCACAGGUAUACAGCUCACCCGCAUGGGAAAACCUGCCUGUGUAUAUGUAUAAGGGUGGGACCUAUUCAGUUUCCAAAUCCAGGUUAUAGUUGUCAGUUGUUUGUAUGGGUGAGCUUAUUGAUCGAUUUUAGGGGUUGUGACCAGAUCUGUUUAUUCCAUCUUGAUUGCUAGUCAAUUAAUUAGUGUGCGUAAUGCGCUCUCAGAAGCCGACUGAUUACCGCAAAGAACAGACCAGGGGUUCUCCUGCUUUCCUGAUUCUGAGCUUGUCCCUGGGGGGUGCCUUCCCUGUUUUUUCGUAUCUGCCCCUCCCCAAAACUUGGUCUAUCCCGCCAUAUUGUCCCUAUGUAGGCCAAAUACCUGUUGGGUAGGGUCUGAACAUGCCUGCUCCUGUCAAGUAAAAGCCUUUUAAAGCUCACCGAACUAAAGUGCAUCACACAUUUUAACUUCAUCUCCUGAAAAGUUACACCUCACGGUACAACAUGUCUGGCUUGGUAGACCUUGACGAGAUCGUACGGCUUUGGGCCAAAGACAUGUACGAAAGAACUAGAGGUAAAGACCUUCCAAAACUACAGGACGUCGGCCUGACCGUUAACUGGUCACAUGUCAAGUUCAUCUCCGGAAAGCCGGACUACGCUGAGCGUAGCAAGAUUCCACGACAAAACGGCACCGUGUUGUUUCGAUCCACGUACUUGAACAAGACAGACGCUCCCCAGGAGCAUUCGUUCCGCACAGAGAGGACCACGUGUUCGUCUUACACGACCUGUGUGUCUAAAGGCUACACCAAGGGGGUUAAUCUGGAACUAAAGCUGGCCCUCCCGGACGAGCUUGUGUCUGCAACAACGAGCUUUGGUCGGGAGGUCACAGUGGAAAGUACGGAUGAGGAGACCAAAGAAGAGACCCUCACGUGGGGAGUGGACAGUACCAUCAGAGUCCGGCCUAAGUACAAGGCCACCGCUGAGGUUGUCGUGGAAGAGGAGGAGUUCACGGCGAGCUUCGUGAUGAGGGUUCGAAUACGGGGCAGAAUCAGUGUGGCUUUCACAAACCCAAAAGACAACAAUGCCUUAGUGAAACUCGUGGAAAAUGACAUUUCAGCCGUUAUGAAAUACGCACAGGAAGACGGCAAAAAGGGUUUCGUAAUUCAAGGCAAAAACGUUUUGUGGGACGUGGAGGGAAAGUGUAGUUUUAGAUACGGCAUUGAACAGAAUGUGCAACUUCACGAAACGCCUCUCGAAUGAGAGAAUGUGACGUUACCAGAUGUUGUGAGUGCCUAUAUACGCUGAUGUAUAGCAAAAUGUUGUAUCUCAGCCGUACUUUUGUGUAAAGGAAUAGCCCACUGUACACCCCCUUUGGAUGAGACGCAAUACUGCAUACUAGUGCAAUAGAUUUAGCUUUAAUAUAUCAACGCUUCAUCCAUAUUAUAGUGUUUGUUAGAGCUGGUUCAACAUGUCUAGGCUAAGCAGACUCUGUGUGCUGACUUCAACAAUUACACCUUCCCCAACAUGAUUUAGAAUUUCAACUCCAGAUCUGUUUUAACAAACAAAAGAAUAAAACACUUCAUAAAAAUUCAGAUUUUAAUUAUUUAAUACCAACAUGUCUGAUUUGCUGAAUUUACCUGUGUAUUAAUAAGUUUCUCAAUAAAAUAACUCAUUAUUUUUUAAGUGAGUUUAAGAGGAAACAUUAUCAACACAUGUACUAUAAACUGUCAGCAAUAACUAUCUCAUUUUGCAUAUCACAUGUCCAAGAUAAUCCAUGACCACUGCGCAUGAGUACAUAUGGAUACUGAUGAAAGAGAAUCCCGCGAACUUCUACCAAGUCCCUUAUCAAUACUUGUCCAACAGAAAUCUGCUUAACGACAAAGUGUAUAAAAUUGACAACAGUAAUGAAUACAGGCCUAACAUUUUCAAAUAAACCAAAACGAAUAACAUCCAUCAACUGGCUUUUCAACUGAGUAAAUAAUCUAUGAGUAUAUUAUUGCACCUGAAAGGCUUAACAGUUUUGCUGCAGAAUCAGUUUAUUUAAAGUCAGGAAGAAAAUGAAUCCAGCAUCAUGUUAGGUUCAACAAAUAACAACUACAAAGACUACAGAAUGCCAGAGCGAAUAAAGCUACCCUGGUGUUUUUGUACCAUAAAAAAAUGGCUACUAUAAAAACGAAUAUAAAAUACAAAUCAGUGUGUAAUGUUGUACACAUAAAAAGUAUAAUCUGUAAAAGAAUCUAGAUGAUGACAUGAUCAGUUAUGUGUAAACCAUCAUUGUAUAACAAGUGACAAAAUGACAAAACUUGCAAGAGACCACUCAUAGGACAGGGAUAAGCAUAAACCAUAUGAAAGUUUGGGUAAAAGGAAGCCUAAUCUAAGAAUGAGCAGUGUCUAGAAUUCCUAGAUGUAUGUGUGACUACGUUCCUUCUUCCAUAUCUUCUUCAUCCUCAGCUUGCUCUAGACCAUACUCGGACAACUUGGCUGCCCAGGAUUUUGACACUUUUUUGUGAAGAAUCAAAACAACUUGCUCCUUUUUAACCUACAGAAAAAAUAU
This is a messenger RNA of Liolophura sinensis, 3827 nucleotides long. RefSeq lists its product as uncharacterized. The record is from RefSeq and is a predicted model, not a curated record. The transcript is spliced from 2 exons. Bases 1778 to 2533 code for a protein of 251 amino acids. NCBI's taxonomy places the organism in Eukaryota, Metazoa, Mollusca, Polyplacophora, Chitonida, Chitonidae.